GUCCAACUGUUUGAGCUGGGGUAGAUAUGUAACUGUACCUGCCUCCCACGAGCUUCACAUUUUUGGCUCCAUCAAUGGCGUUGAGUUUGACAUGGUGGGCCAUGGCACCGGCAACCCCAAAGAUGGGUCCCAGGAGCUACAAGUGAAGUCCACCAAGGGUCCCCUCCCGUUCUCUCCCUACGUCCUCGCCCCUCACUUCGCGUAUGGCUACGACCAGUACCUGCCUUUUCCCGACCAAGGGGUGUCGCCUUUCCAGGCCACCAUGCAAGGCAGCUCGGG
Molecule: messenger RNA, 279 nt
Organism: Branchiostoma belcheri (Belcher's lancelet)
Lineage: Eukaryota; Metazoa; Chordata; Leptocardii; Amphioxiformes; Branchiostomatidae
Product: GFP-like fluorescent chromoprotein dsFP483
Exons: 3
Biological process (GO): bioluminescence
Source: RefSeq, a predicted model, not a curated record